Spirodela intermedia is the source of this 1611-nucleotide messenger RNA. The record is from the annotation of a GenBank genome assembly. Lineage: Eukaryota; Viridiplantae; Streptophyta; Magnoliopsida; Alismatales; Araceae.
AUGACAUGGGUUUAUUUUCCUAUAAUUCAACUUUUACACACAAAUUUGGUGUCUUACAUGUCCAACUAAAUUGUAUGUAAAUUAACUUUCCAAUCAAUCUAGUGCUUAAAUGUCGUAAGCUUCUAUGCCAUAAACGCAUAUUUCUAGAGAAUUUCUACCAGAAAGUAAGCAUGUCUUAGUAUCCACUAUCUCCUUAUGCUAGACAUCAAGGUACAAGGUUUCGUUUUCAUUUUAUGAAAAUUCUCUAGAGUGACUUACCAGAAAGAAUAUUAGGAUACAUAAAAACACAUCUUGAAGCUGAGAAUAUGAGGCCCCCUAAUCUACUGGGUGCCUCCACGACAAUGGGCGAGGGGUCACUUUAUUACUAUUCUAGGUGUCUAAGUCAUCGUGGAAGAAAAGAAGACUUGAAGGACAUCAAUUCAUGAUAUGGAAAAUACAGAAAUAUUUAUUUGACCAAAUAUCCAGCUCAGCAGUCACUUAUUAUACUACAUAAGCAAACUUUGGAUAUGGCUCUCCAGUCUCCUGCUGGCUCCACCAAGAAAGAUGAAAUGUGCCUGCCUGCAUCUUUAUCAGCAGUUUGUUUAAACUUGGUUCAUGAUAUAAAAGGUAAAAGGCACCAAGUUUGUCAUGCUUUUAUCACUUGACUAUGACGUUGACAGCGAAAUGAAGUGCAGUUCCGAAAUCCCCGUAAAGGUUGACUCCAUUACUUAGUUCCUGAAAAUCUUCAACAGGUAGCGUAUGCAGAUAGUCUCUUGGAUGAUAAUCCAAACUCUGAAACCGUAAUUCUAAACUGCAGGAUUUACUAUGUAAUGUACGUGAUGACUAAGAAGGAUGCUGUUUCACCAAAACUUCUUUUAAAUUUAUAACUCUUUAGGUAUGGAGAGGUCAACGUUCAAUACUGCUUUCAUUGUCCUUUGUCAACCUUUGACAAUUUCAACCUUUCAUCCUGUUGAACACAAAGAAUGGGUCCAUUCUGACUUGUCAUCUUUUGCCAAUUUCAACCUUUGUUUUCUUGCUCUGCAAGAGUUGGCCAUUCUUGUUGACGGAUCUCCGUUGAUUAAUUCAUUUCCUCAUUAACUACAAUGCAGCUCACCAUUACCUUCGGUCAGAGUUCUGACAAAUUGACUGUGAAAAAAGUCUUCAACCACCUGAAAAGGCUAUAUAUUGGAACUAGUGAAGGAAGUUUUAUUCAGCUUCCGGGAGAGACGCAAGAGGAAGAGGGAGAGCUUGUGGAGAGGCAGAUGAUGCAGGCCAAAGGAGGGGCCGUGCUGACAAUUUUGUUUUCAAUUCUGUUACUGUUGUCUACAUCCGCCGAUGCAGCCAAGGUUCUAACGAAAAUAAAGGCAGCUCACCUGGGGUCUGCCUUACCAACGGCAGUUUCAAGAUCAGGAGGAAGACACUUGCCUGAUAAGUCGACGCCUUCGAAUGAUCCCGCCCCACCGGUACCAUAGUGAUGCCCCUAGGACGGAUGUCUAGUGUGAACUUCUGUUAGCUUGACGGGAAGAGAGAGAAUUUAGCAAUACGAGCGAGAAUCUUUGCUGGACUGUUAUACACUCAUCCUCAGAAAUUUGUUCAUUUCAUGUUCGAGAUCCAGCUUGUACGAAAUUAUGA